CUGGCGUGCUGUGCGGCGGGCGGGGCCCCUCCGCAAGCCGCUCGUCCGCAGCCGAUUUCGGCCCUGCGGCCUGGCGCGUGCCACGCCCACCCGGCCCUCCUAUCGUCCCUCCUAUCCUCCGAUCUCCCGACCGUCGCCCGCCAGCCCGGAGCCCCCCCCCCCGGCCUCUGCAUGGCCGGGCUGGGCCGCCCCUCCCGCUUCGCGGCGCUGCUCGACUCCGACGGCGAGGCCGCCGGCGGCGGGCCGCCGCCGUGCGGCGUGGGGGAGCCGCAGGACGAGGCGGGCGCCGAGGGCGAGCUGGAGCGGCUGGCCGCCGAGGCCGUGGCGGCGCUGGAGGUCGGGGGCGACGGCGUGGAGCGGAUGCUGCGCGUGCCGCAGCGGCACCCCGACGGCCGCGCGCACGAGGCGUGGCUGCAGGCCCGACGGCACCGCCUGACGGCCUCCCGCUUCGCGGCGGCGUGCGGGGCGCCGGGCGCGCGCGCCGGGCGCGGGGCCACGGCGCAGGAGAUGCUCGACAUGCCGGAGGCGGACCCGGGCCAGGCGCUUCUCUUCGGUGUGCAGGCCGAAGCUGACGCGCGCCAGGAGUACCUGGCGCAGCGCCGCGCGGAGCUGGCGCCACUGGCCGUGGAGGUCCAAGAGGUGGGCCUCUGCGUGUGGCGCGAGGAGCCCUGGCUGGCGGGGUCGCCGGACGGCGUGUGCUGGGAGGGCGGCGAGCCCGCCGGGCUGCUGGAGGUCAAGACGGCACGCCGCUGGCAGGGCAAGUUCGACGCCGACCUGCCGGUCGAGUGGACCUACCAGGCCAUCUUCGAGGGCGACGCCCAGGCCUCCUUCUCAUCCAAUCUUCUCGCUCCUGGCCCACUGCGAAUGCGCAUGUCAUGCCUGGCGCGAAUUGUAGUUUCUGUUCGCAGCGUCGAUCCAUGCGCAUAUUUGAGCCUUGUUCUCCGCUGUCUGCUGCUGGCCAGAGUCGCCAGGAUCAGUCUCCCUGCAGCAAGGCCCACCGGAUGGCUAGCGUGUGUCUGUGUCUGUGAGUGUGCGGGUGUGUGUGUGUGCGUGUAUGGGAGAGAUAUAAACGGGCGCGAAUGGCGGAUGAUGAGGUUUUUGAGUCUGCUCGCAGCACCGUGGCUUCCCUCUCCCUGUUCCGCCGCGCUGGCAGGUGCAGGGCUGCAUGCGGAUCGCCUCGGCAGCGCUCGGCGUGGAUCUGAGCUGGUGCGACCUGUUCCUGUGGACGCCCGGCCGCUCCGAGCGGCGGCGCGUGUCGUUCGACGCCCAGCUCUGGGAGGAGCUCAUGUUCCCGGCGCUGCGCAGCUUCUUCUUCGAGUGGUUCCUGCCGCGGCUCGCGCGGCACGAGCGACGUGAGCGGCGCGAGCGCGGGGCCUUCCCCGGCAGAACGCGCAAGCGGCCGAAGUCUCGGGGCACAAAGAUCGGGGGCGG
Messenger RNA from Prorocentrum cordatum, 1431 nucleotides. Lineage: Eukaryota; Dinophyceae; Prorocentrales; Prorocentraceae. The record is from the annotation of a GenBank genome assembly.